UCUGUUUCCCUCAGCCCAGCCCCCUCACCUCCCUCCCUCACUCUUUCUCUCUCUCUUCCCCCAAAAACCUCCAUAACUCAAACAGGCCCCUUCUCUCUCUCUCUCUACAAUUUCCACACCAAGCAAACAAAACGUACACACUCUGUGUGUACCCUAAACCCAGCUAAAUACCGUAAAUUUCUUCCAUGUCUAAUUCCGAAGCGCCCAAUAACGAGCUCACUAACGGCGGCGGAGGAGGAGGAGGGAUGGUGGAGCAGCAGGCGUCGCAGAGGCCGUCUAGUAACGGCGUAUUGGCCGUGAAGAAGCCGCCUUCGAAGGACCGCCACAGCAAGGUCGACGGGAGAGGCCGUCGCAUCCGCAUGCCCAUCAUAUGCGCCGCACGUGUGUUCCAGCUCACACGUGAGCUCGGCCACAAGUCCGACGGCCAGACCAUCGAGUGGCUCCUCCGCCAGGCCGAGCCCUCAAUCAUCGCUGCCACCGGAACCGGCACCACCCCCGCCUCCUUCUCCACCGUCUCCGUCUCCCUCCGCGGCGGCGCCCCCUCCUCCUCCGCUCCCUCUUCCACCACCACCUCCGACCACAAGCCUCACCUCCUCGGCGGCCCCACCCCCUCCAUGCCCUCCGUGCUUGGCCCCACUGCGGGGGUUCCGGGCGCCUUCUGGGCCCCGCACUUCGGGCAGGUCUGGAGCUUCGCUGCCACGCCGCCGCCGGAGAUGAUGGCCCAGUCGGCGGUUUCCCACCAGCAACACCAGCAGCAGCAGCAGCAUUCGUUGUUCUUACAGCAACAGCCGAUGGGCGAGGCCUCAGCGGCCAGAGUGGGAAAUUACCUUCCAGGACAUCUCAAUUUGUUGGCUUCUUUGUCGGGCGGGCACGGGAAUUCUGGUCGGAGAGAAGACGACCCGCGUUGAAGACCCGGAUUAUAGACCGUCGGUUUCUGGUGGUUGGUUCGUGCUGGUGGUGGUGUGCUUUGUUGGUAUAUAUAAAAUAUGUGUAUGUCUCUGUUUUGCUUUUUUUGUUGUGUGUUUUAGGGGAGAGGUGAGGGAGUUGAAGUUCUUUUGAUUUUGAUUAAAUUUCUUGUAGUUGAUUUUUAAGGUUAGAAUUUAACUAGCUUUGGCUGGCUGGAAGAAGAAGAAUAAGGGGUUUGUGCAAAUUUGUGAAUUUGAAGCAAUGUAUUCAAAUUAGGGUUUUUUAGGGUUCAAAUUGUUUUAGAUUUGGGGGGUUUUGUUGGAGGAGGAGGAGAGAGAAUGAAGAAGAAGAAGAAGAA
This is a messenger RNA of Prunus mume (Japanese apricot), 1264 nucleotides long. The record is from RefSeq and is a predicted model, not a curated record. Lineage: Eukaryota; Viridiplantae; Streptophyta; Magnoliopsida; Rosales; Rosaceae.